This is a messenger RNA of Dovyalis caffra, 369 nucleotides long. The record is from the annotation of a GenBank genome assembly. NCBI's taxonomy places the organism in Eukaryota, Viridiplantae, Streptophyta, Magnoliopsida, Malpighiales, Salicaceae.
AUGAAGAAUACAAAGAGGAACCUUCUUGUGGCAUCCCUUAACAAAUGGAGAAAGAUGGGAAGCAGAGUCAUGCCUUGCUGUGAGUACCAAUGGGGUUUGUGGCCUUCCAUGCAUGAAGGGAAAUCGAUUCCAAGAGAUGUCCCAAAGGGUCACUUAGUGGUCUAUGUAGGUGAGAAAAACAAGCGGUUUGUGAUCAAGAUCACCUUACUUAAGAAUCCACUCUUCAAGGCAUUACUGGAUCAAGCUCAGGAUGAAUAUGAUUUCACUGCUGACUCCAAACUCUGCAUUCCUUGCGAUGAGAACAUUUUCCUUGAUGUUGUUCGCUGCGCUGGCUCUCCACAGGAUCGAAAGACCUGUUUGGGUCUUUAA